UAAAAUGUACACGUAGGAUUUUCCUUAACUAUCUGGUUCAUUCUCGUUAACCUGUCCGUAUGCGGUACAGGAUAGCUAGUGGCUGAAGAACCAGGAUAGCGUAGCGUGGGUUUUGCUAACAGACUGUUGCCCGAUGAUUGUCUUUCAAGAAUAAUUAAUGAGCUUCCCAGUUAAUUGGGAACUAGCGAUUCUGGAUUUGAAGAUGGGAAGAUUGAAACUGGUGGAUUAGGCAUGGAAUGUGCUCUCAAGAGUUGAGCCAUGGGGCUCUCUGAGGCUAUUCGCCUCAACCUUGCAUCUUCUUUCCCUCAUUAUUGCUACAAGUCAUCUUCACUGAGGCUCAACCAGAAGAGGAAGACUCCGGCUUUUUCGAUAACCACUAGGAGAAAGGGCCAUUUUUUACAGAUUGCUAGAUCAGUCUUAAACAACACGUGUUCAAGUAUCAGCGACAAUGGAACAACUGAACCCACAAGAGUUCUUCUUGAGAGAUUGUUUGCAGAGACACAGAAACUGGAAAAACAAAUUAACAAAGACACUGAUUUUGCCGAGGGGGUUCAACCAGGAAUUGACCUUGAAAUUCUGGAAUCUGAUCUUCGUGCUGCAUUGACAGCUUUGAAGAAAAGGGAAGACGACUUGCAGGAUGCAGAAAGGAGAUUCUUGUUGGAGCACAGUGAACUAAGUUGUGCAAAGGAGGGGUUAGAACAAAGAGAGAGAGAACUUGCUACUGCUCUUUCCAAGCAUCAAAGACUAGAAGAGGAACUAAAGCAGGUAAAUCUUGACUUAGUUUCUAAAACAAGGCACAUUGAAGAGUUAAAACUUCAGCUUAAGGAGAGAGAUGAGGAGGUUGCUGCUAUGCAAUCCACGCACGGUUCAAAAGAAGAUGAGCUUGAUAGGAUGAAAAAUGAACUGCAAAGAAAGAGUGAGGAAGCUGCUAGGACUUAUACUGAGCUUGAAUUUAAGGUUCGGCUUCUUAGUGAAGCUAAUGAAGUCGUGAAGAAGCAAGAAGUUGAAAUUCAAACACUUCAGAGAACCAUCCAAGAAAAGGAAGAAGAGCUGGAAGUUUCUUUGACUCUGAGGAAACUUGGAGAGGAGAAGCUUAUGGUUUCAGAGGCCAAUUUGGAGAAACAAACAAUGGAGUGGUUAUUAGCUCGUGAAGAGCUAAAGAAAUUGGCAGAAGAAGUGUCUGAGCACAUGGGAGAAGCUAAUGAAACUUUAGAAGAUUUCAGAAGAGUGAAGAAACUUCUUACUGAUGUGAGGUCUGAGCUGGUUUCUUCUCAGAAAUCUUUGGCAUUGUCUAGACAGCAAAUGGAGGAGCAUGAGCAGCUGCUGAAAAGGCAAUUGGAAGAACUUGAAGAGCUGAAGAUAAGUGUAAUGUCAUACAUGACAAGUUUGAAAGAUGCUCAAGUUGAAGUUGAGGGCAAGAGAGUUAAGCUCAGGGUUGCCGAGGCUCGCAACAAAGAACUUGAACAGGAUUUAUCCAUGGAGAAAGAGCUUGUAGAAGAAUUACAAAAGGAGCUGACGAACGAGAAAUCUUGUCUGGAACAGGCAAUUCAGGAGACAUCUUCACUUAAAGAGAAACUAGAGCAGAAGAAUAAUGAACUUCAAGUUGCACAUACUUUUCUUCAGGAUAAGGAAUCAGAAUUGGUGGAGGCUAAACUAGAAAUCCAGCAUCUGAAAUCCGAGCAAACUUCUCUUAAGUUAAUGUUGGAAGAGAAAGAUCUCGAACUCUCCUAUGUAAGGAAUAAGUUUGAAGAACUAAACCAGGAGGUUUUUGAGUUAAAGACGCUCAUGAGCAGUAGAGGAGACCAACUUAUUCAAGCAACCAAUAUGCUAAAAGAGAAAGAAGAACGAGUUGAGAUAAUGCAAGAAGAGUUAACUGAUACAAAACUGAAAGUUACUGAAGCUGAAACCAUAGUAGAACGAAUUGCGGAUCUCACGAGUGAACUGGUAAUCUCCAUUAGGGAGGAAGCUCACAAUGUACCGCAACUAGAUGACAAAAUGGGCGUUGAAUUGAUGCCACAGUUGUUGGAUAAACCUCGUGAUGAUUUCAAGUCUCAGAAUAAAAAGCUUGAUACUGAGCUCAGGUUAACCAGAGAAAACUUGAGAAUCAAGGAAAUGGAAAUUCUUUCUGCCCAUAGAGCUCUGGCAAUCAAAGACGAGGAGCUCAAAACAGUGAAGGAGAGAUUGGAAGGUAAAGAACAGGAGGUAAAGAGGUUGAAAGAAGGAAUGCUGGAGGAUGCAAGUGAUUUAAAGAAGCUUUAUGCAUUGGCACAAGAGAGAAUCGGGGAGAAAACAAUCGGUGACCUCGCCAUAGAGAAGCUUCAACUGGAGGCUGCUCAGCUGGAAGUUGAAGCUGCAACUAGUGCCCUCCAGAAACUUUCAGAAAUGAGCCGGGAGCUUUUGAUUAAGGCUAGCAUGAGUAUGGAGGUUGAUAGAUUGAGCAUGUUUGAUAACAAUGAUUGUUUCAUUGAGGUCAAAACGGAAGUAGCUAGGCUUUCGUCCUUGACAGAGCGGCUGGUGAAAGAUGCAGGACUUGUUACAAAUGUGGAGUAGAAGAGGUAAAAUUCUGAAGGCUGAAAACAUGAUGCUGGAUAUAGAUAAGACUUGAUUGUUUUUUUAACUGUAGGGAUAAAAUACCUAAUUUACUUUA
Messenger RNA from Carica papaya (papaya), 2647 nucleotides. RefSeq names its product Myosin heavy chain-related protein. The record is from RefSeq and is a predicted model, not a curated record. Gene Ontology annotation, biological process: reciprocal meiotic recombination. Lineage: Eukaryota; Viridiplantae; Streptophyta; Magnoliopsida; Brassicales; Caricaceae.